AUGGCCACCACUAAUAGCACACCAAUGUCUUCUGAGAAGGAUGGCAUUACACGAGCUGGCUCUGUGCACUCAGCUACUCGGCCCGGCAGCAUCAUCAAUACUGUGAAAGAUAUCGGUCCAGAUCCCAAGGGAGACAUAGCUACUGGCCUCUAUCGAGAAAUUGAUAAUUUUACUCCAGAAGAACUCGAAACAGAGCAACUCAAAGUACGACGCUUGGUGGAUUGGAGAAUUAUGCCCAUCAUCUGCAUGACCUAUAUGAUUCAAUUUCUCGACAAGCUGUCCCUCAAUUAUGCAUCUGCCUACACCCUCAUUCCGGACCUUGGCCUUGAGGGCGAGAGAUACUCGUGGGUUGCAGCCAUCUUCAACUUUGGUUACCUCUUUUGGGCAAUUCCCGCCAACCUCCUCGUCCAACGAUUACCUGUUGCAAAAUAUACUGGUACCAUGAUUUUUGUCUGGGCUAUUCUGCUUGUAUGUCAUGUGGCUGCGAAGAACUAUGCUGGUAUGCUUGCGUUGCGCUUCCUCCUCGGAAUGUUCGAAGCGAGCAUCUCACCAGCGAUCAUGAGUAUCUGUUCAAUGUGGUAUACCCGCUCAGAGCAGCCCUUACGAAUGUGUAUAUUCCUUGCCUUCAAUGGUAUGGCAACGAUGAUCGGAGCCUUGCUGGGCUUUGGACUCGGCCAUUCCACCAGCACGUCGUUGAAGUCUUGGCAACUCAUCUUCCUGACUAUCGGACUUAUCAAUUUUGUCUGGAGUAUCAUUUUUCUUUGGAUCAUGCCGGACUCGCCAGCAAAUGCAAAGUUUCUGACUCACAGGCAACGCGUAGUUGCUGUUUAUCGAGUUUCCAAUAACAUGAUCGGGGUGAAGACGAAACAGUACAAGUUGCCCCAGGUUACCGAAGCUUUUACCGAUGUCAAGGUGCUUCUCAUUGCGCUCAUCGGUGUAGCUACUGGCGUGAUUAAUGGAGGAAUUGCAAACUUCGCGUCAGCACUGAUCCGAGGAUAUGGAUUCAGCGGCAUUAGUGCCACACUAUUACAGCUUCCAACAGGAGCCUUCGAAUUCGUUCUCGUGCCAGUCUGUGGCCUCAUCGCUGCAUAUUGUGCCAAUACACGAUGCAUUGUUCUUGGCGUGAUCUGUCUGGUACCCUUUGGAGGCCUCCUCGGUAUCAGAUUCACAGACCUGGAGCAUCGAUGGACGCUGGUAGGAUGCACAUGGCUUCAAUACAUCGUCGGGGCGCCAGUCAUUCUCAGUUGGAAUCUGCUCACCACCAACGUCGCUGGACAUACCAAACGAUCCUUCUCUAAUGGCCUCUGGUUCACCCUCUACGCAGCUGGUAACAUCGCUGGAGCCAAUAUAUUCUUUGCGAGGGAACGACCAAGAUACUUCUCUGCGCUCACUGGACUGUGCAUUUGUUAUGGUGGCAUAAUUGUGAUAGCAGCACUUUUGUGGAUACUAAUGAAAAGGGAGAACCUCCGGAGAGAUGCCGAACAAGAGAGAAGAGGCAGCGCAGCCGUUGUGUAUGCUCACUCUAAGGAAGGCGUGCAAACUGAUCAGAGGGCGAUAGACGAUGGCUUCAACGACUUGACUGAUAAACAAGGUCGAUACUUUCGAUAUGCUCUAUAG
Messenger RNA from Lithohypha guttulata, 1617 nucleotides. RefSeq lists its product as uncharacterized. Gene Ontology annotation, molecular function: transmembrane transporter activity. Bases 1 to 1617 code for a protein of 538 amino acids. Gene Ontology annotation, cellular component: membrane. The transcript has 4 exons. The record is from RefSeq and is a predicted model, not a curated record. NCBI's taxonomy places the organism in Eukaryota, Fungi, Ascomycota, Eurotiomycetes, Chaetothyriales, Trichomeriaceae. Gene Ontology annotation, biological process: transmembrane transport.